UUUUCGAUCUGACAUUUAAUUUAAAGGUUAUAUAUUAGUUAAAUUAAAAGAUAGUUGUUGUCGGCAAUGAUAUACAUUUGUUUACUUAACGAAUUUCUACAAUAGAAUUAACAUAAGUGUCAUGAGUGAAAAAUGUCAGGAAGUGGAUACAGAAACCGAUACAAUAGUAAGCAAUUACGCAGCCAAGAAAACGAAAAGAAGAAUGUACCGCAUGGCGGACGACAGCUCCGCGGAGUGCCUCUUCGAGCGACUGCGGCUGUACCAGCAGCGGUCCCACGAUGCUACAGAAGUGGCCCGCAACAUCACCGCACGCAUCAACUCUCGUCUCACGUCUCACGACAAACAGGUUCGGCAAACAACACUGGAGAAGUUGUGGAACAAACAAUCUGGAGCCAUACCAGUACUCAUCUCUAUUUUAGAAAAUACAAGAGAUCCUGCAACAUCCACUUACAUAACGUCGAUUUUAAGAGAAACGCUGUGUUUGAAACAAGGAAAAGGAAAGAAGAAUAUAGCUGCUAAUGAAAAUCAAGGAACCAAGAAGAAAGAAACGAAAAAGAACGGAAAAGAAAAUAAAGCACCUUUAAACAAGAAGGCUAACAAUAUCGCAAGACAACAAUGUACACAACAUUUAAUCUCCAUCAACGGUACUCAAGUUAUACUCCGGACCUUGAUCAAUACUCAGUGCAAGCGAGAUAGUACUGUUGGUACUGAAUUAAUGGUUCAGGAUCUAAUAUGGAUUAUAGCUGCUGUAGCACCAAGAGAUCCCAAAUUCGCAGUAAAAGUGAGAAUGAUCGGUUGUGUUAGAACAACGCAUCUAAUAUUCAAAGGACAUUACACAGAUAAUAAGCUUAUAUUUCCGCUUUUGGUCAUUAUUAAACAACUGUCAAAAAAUCCAGUGACAACGUCAAUUCUGAUCCGAGACGGCAUCAUCACGACGUACGAGCGCGUGCUGGUGACGCUCGGCUACAUCCCUACCGCACGCCUGCGACUCUGUCUGGACGCCAUUGAUUAUUUCAGCAAAAAUAAGGUAUGCUGCAUGCAAAUUGUGAAGACUGGUCUUAGUGGUGUUCUACUCCGAGUGUUCGACCGAUGGGACCGCUACGAAGGACGGAUGAGACUCAAGAUUUGCGCACAUAUUUUGCAGACGCUACAGCAUCUUUGUAAUAUCAAAGCCGGUCGUCGAGCGCUAUGCACGAAGAAGCACGUGCAAGUUCUGCACAGGUUCUGCUCGCAGUGUCCCGAUGAGCCAGAGUUCGAUGGAUUGUUGGCUCGCGUCUGUUCCGUCAUUACGCUGUGUCUCAAACAUCAAGCCUUACCAGUGCCUACAGCAAGCCCUGCCUCUUUUAAUUUAAACCCUAUACUUAAAGGUACAAAUGCAUCAUGGCCAUGCCACGAAGAUGAUGAUGAGGGCGCAAAUUCUGACACGAAAACUGUAAAUUCUGACGCAGAUGAUGACGAACCUGACGCAGACCUCGAGGGUGUAGAAGACAUUCCAGACAUUGACAUCGACGAAUCUGAUUUAAAACCUGAAAAGAGUAUUGAUUUGGAAAAAACAAGCAUAAAAACCGGUGACAGUGCACAAAAUUCACUUUGGAUAAGUCCUAACGAGAGAGAUACAGAAGACUUAAAGAAAUACUACAUUUAUUUUAAAGAAUUUGGUUCAUAUAAUAGACAAUUAAAACUAGUAAGAAGUCGUACUAGCUCUAGAGGUUCUAUAUUAGAAGAAUUAAUAAAUACAUCAGGCGGCAGUAAAAACAUGCCAUCGUCUAUGAGUCUCUCGCUUUGCUCCAUGUUAAGUAACACUGACUACGAGCGUGUGUCGGAUGCUGGUCAUACUGCAUCAUUAUAUCUAUGUUGUACUAAAAUCCAAGAAACUAGUUCCUUGACGUCUUGUACGUCGUUGAAAAUUCAUAAAGAAGUAUCAAAGUACAGUAUAUUUCAAACAGUUUAUUCAAUAAUCGCAUCAAAAGUAAGGAGUGUUAUACCGUUUGUGAAAGUGGCGUAUCCGGACAUGUCUGGUGGACAAAGUCUCAAUCAUCCGGAACCUUUGAAUAAAAUGGAGAGAGCUGCCUGCAGGACUAAAUUAUUGUCUUGUGUGGAUAAAGCAAUCAAUCCAGAAUCAUACAUGAACGAAGUGGUAUACGAUUUAGAUCAACUAUGUGCUGCAGCAGCAGAAACCGCACCACAGAAAAGUACAGAUACUCUACUGACAAAUACAGAUGAGCAAGAAAUAUCAAAAGCAAAUACAUUUCCGGCGCGAUUGAGUUUCGAGUCGAGAUUUGAAUCUGGGAAUUUAAGAAAAGCUAUUCAGGUAGGUCCAAGAGAAUAUGAUCUAAUUCUGAUGCCAGACGUAAAUUCAAAUAAAAGGCAUCAAUGGUUUUAUUUCGAAGUACGCAACAUGCAGCAAGGAAGGCCGUAUAUAUUUAAUAUCGUGAAUUGUGAAAAAUCCGACAGCCAGUUCAAUUUCGGUAUGAAGCCAGUAUUGUAUUCUGUUAAAGAAGCGGUUGCAGGGAAACCAGGUUGGGUCCGUGCGGGCUCUGAGAUCUGUUACUACCGCAAUAGCUAUCACUACGCGAACCAGAAGAGCCACAACAAGUGCUACCUCACCGUCACAUUCAACAUAGAGUUCCCGCACACAAACGAUGUCUGCUACCUCGCCUACCACUUCCCGUUUACAUAUUCUAUGUUACUGACUCGUAUCUUCCAGUGGAGUUUGCAGCUGCCCAUUGGAGCAUAUCUGAGGGCGGAGCCACUUUGUUACUCACUCAACAAUAACGAGAUACCGCUAUUGACAAUCACGGCGGAUGACUGCACUGCCAACCCCAUCGCGGAUCGUGAGAUAAUAUUCCUGACGGCGCGCGUGCAUCCCGGCGAGAGCAACGCGUCUUGGGUGAUGGACGGCACGCUACGCUGCCUGCUGGCCGACACGCCGUCCGCCGCCGCGCUGCGUGCCAAGUACGUCUUUAAGAUCGUGCCCAUGCUCAACGUCGAGGGCGUUGUCAAUGGCUGCCAUCGAUGCGGCUUAACUAAUGAAGAUUUAAAUCGUCGCUGGUGCAAGCCGAGCCCCGUUUUACAUCCUUCAAUCUACCACACCAAGGGCCUUAUAGAAUAUCUGGUGCGAGUUUGGAAGAAACCGCCGCUGGUGUUUUGCGACUACCAUGGUCACUCGCGCAAGAAGAAUGUUUUCUUCUACGGGUGCGCUGGCGCCGAGAGCUGGUCGAACACCGACCGCCUCGCGCCCGACGAGCCCGUCAAAUACCUCAUGCUGCCAGCUCUGAUGCACCGCAUAUCAGGAGCGUUCGCACUUGGCUCGUGCUCCUUCCGAGUGGAGAGGGAGCGGGAGAGUACGGCGCGUGUCACCGUGUGGCGCCACCUCGCGGUCGCGCGCUCCUACACUAUGGAGGCCUCCUUCUGCGGCUUCGACCAGGGUCCUUAUAAGGGUCUGCACUUGAACACGCAGCACCUGCAGGGCGUGGGCGGCGAGCUGUGCGAGGCGCUGGGCGGCCUUAGCGACGGCGCCGCCAUCGACAUACAGUUCACGAAAGACCUUAACGGAGAAAGAGCCGUCGACAGCGAGCCGGGCUCCUGCUCGGACAGUGUGCUCAAGACGGAUUCAGAUGAAGACUUCGAUUAACUAAGUUAUAAGAUUUAUGGUAAAUAUGAUUUGUUAAUGCGAACGUAUCUAGAUAAAUUAACACGUUAUAUGAGAAAUGUAAACAACUUGCUGAACAAAUAUUAGGCCUAAUUUUUAAUGAAAUCUAAUCGUUUCGAAGGUUCCUUUUGAUCGGUGAAAUUGAUUUAUUAGUCGAUUUAAUUUGCAUUUUUUAUAGCAAGUUGCAGAAAUUAUAGCUCAUUGUUUACGAUCGAAAGAUACGUCCGUGCAAUAACUCAUGGUAAUAUAUCACUUUUUACAAUCGCAAAUUAGUCGUCGCGUAGUUAUUAAUGACUAAUGAACUGAUGCUCGUGUUCUUCUUUUUACUUAAUUUCUAUGAGUUUUUAUCUAACAUCGUUUGAGAAGUUAUAUUUUUAUAAGUGCGUAUUUCAUUAUGUGGUAAAGUUUUAUUUUUGCUGUCUGUAAAUUAUUUCUGUUUGUGAUCUCAGUAACAUUAAAGUUAUAUCUAAAUAAAAAGUGAUUUAUUUAUAAAAGGUAUUGAAAUAAAAGAUUACUGAU
This is a messenger RNA of Papilio polytes (common Mormon), 4171 nucleotides long. RefSeq names its product cytosolic carboxypeptidase 1-like. NCBI's taxonomy places the organism in Eukaryota, Metazoa, Arthropoda, Insecta, Lepidoptera, Papilionidae. Gene Ontology annotation, biological process: C-terminal protein deglutamylation; protein side chain deglutamylation. The transcript has 25 exons. Bases 122 to 3634 code for a protein of 1170 amino acids. The record is from RefSeq and is a predicted model, not a curated record.